GCUCAGCACACAAGAUAGCCAGUGGUGCUUACUGAGUAGCUAAUCGAUAUUUCUUUUCAUGCUCAUUAUUCAAUGUGUGGCCUUAUUUACUGCCCAUCAUUCAAACUCUGGCCUGAGCACAGAAUUGUCAACUUCUUCAUGGGUCUUUCCAGGGGGAACAUCCCAAGGCACAGGGCCGAGCGGAAUACAGAGCUCUACCUAGAAGGGGGCUGGAAUCUGAACUAGACUCCACGUACUCCCUGUUUGGUUUCAGUGUCUCCUACUGCAGCCACCGUGGCGGGGUAGCCGAGGGGCCGCGACAGAACUGGAGGAGGAGUAAAUCUGGGCUGCGGGUAGUCCCACGUGGCUGGCUCGGCUGGAUCCCUGCUCCGGCUCUUCCUGGCUUCCUCUUCCGUCCUGCCCGGAGCCUGUCAGGGGGGCUGGGGCCAGGCGGGAGCCUCUCAACUUUCAGCUGCCCGGGCGGGGCGAACCCUCCCCCUCGCUCGCGGCUCCGCUCGGCCGGGCAGGGAUCGGCCAGGCCAGCUGGCCGCAGGAGCUCGGAGACGGGGAAGGGGCGGCCCGGGAUGCGGGCGCAGAGCCGAGGCUGCUGAGCUCCGGGCAGUGCGCGGCGCUGCACGGCGGAGGCUCCCCGCACGAUGAAGCCCGACGGGAAGGUGGUGCUGCUGGGGGACAUGAACGUGGGCAAGACCUCCCUGCUGCACCGCUACAUGGAGAGGCGCUUCCAGGACACGAUCAGCACGGUCGGGGGCGCCUUCUACCUCAAGCAGUGGGGGCCCUACAACAUCUCCAUCUGGGACACGGCAGGACGAGAGCAGUUUCAUGGCCUUGGUUCUAUGUACUGUAGAGGAGCAGCUGCUGUGAUCCUUACAUAUGAUGUAAACAACUUGCAAAGCCUGAUAGAACUGGAAGAUAGAUUCUUGGCGCUGACCGACACUGCUAGCACCGACUGUAUCUUUGCUAUUGUUGGAAACAAAGUUGACCUCACAAAUGAAUAUGCCUUAUUACUAGAAGCAGAAGAGGAAAAUAGACCUGAAAAGCCUGUCACCAGUUGCAUCUCUACCAAGGUCCAAAAACAAGUCCACCUGGAUGAUGCUGUUGCACUCUACAAAAAGAUACUGAAAUACAAAACGUUGGAUGAGAAGGAUGUUCCAGCAGCUGAGAAAAUGUGCUUUGAGACCAGCGCAAAAACAGGCUAUAAGGUGGACUACCUCUUUGAAACCAUAUUUGAUAUGGUAGUACCAAUAAUUUUACGGCAGCAAGCUGAGGGGCCACUACAAACUGUAGACAUAACCAAUUACAAGUCAGCAAAAAGGACAAAAUCUGGUUGUUGUGCCUAAAACACUGAUGAUGUGGGGAGUGAGGGGAUUGUGUCUGUAUGUUAUGCUAGUGAUCAUGAAGUUAGAGAUGCUUACAGUUUGAGCAGAAAGGGAAAAUCAAGGAAUAAAUGAUCUAGAAUGAAGUAUGCAGAACAACUAAUCUUUUGAAGAUUAAAGGCUUUUGGAAAGUCCAAUCUAAUUUAUUUAUAGAAACAAAAAUCUGAAUGGAAUCAUGUGGGAAGCCUUGUAAAUUUCAUAGGGCCCUUGGGAUGGAGGAGAGAUCAUAAUGAAUGUACAGAAGUGGGAAUCUAUGCUAUGGUACUGUUUCCAUACAGAUCGGUACUGACAAUCAGUUAAGCACUCUCAAAGGAGUCCUGCUUUAUUUUUUAGAAUGCAUUAUUUUCUCCACAUUUAGUCUGCAACAUCUAAACCGUCACUGGAUGUAACUUUCACUUUUGUCCUGGAUGUGACUUUCACUUAAAAAAAAAUCAUUCAUUUUCUUCUGAGGAAUAUUUAGAUGCUGGGUACUUUUUUUUAAGCGUUACACAUUAUUUUUUUUCCAGAAUAUAAAUUGUAUAGAAAAGUCACUAAUCAAGCAAUUAAAUUAUCCUUUUGUACCAGAUACUGCAAUAUAAGAUGUACUAUUAAAGUUACUAUGGAAAUGAA
Mauremys reevesii (Reeves's turtle) is the source of this 1982-nucleotide messenger RNA. It is a transcript of the gene RAB20, whose product is annotated as RAB20, member RAS oncogene family. The coding region runs from base 636 to 1337 and encodes 233 amino acids. Gene Ontology annotation, biological process: intracellular protein transport. Gene Ontology annotation, cellular component: endomembrane system. NCBI's taxonomy places the organism in Eukaryota, Metazoa, Chordata, Testudines, Geoemydidae. The transcript has 2 exons. Gene Ontology annotation, molecular function: GTP binding; GTPase activity. The record is from RefSeq and is a predicted model, not a curated record.